Molecule: messenger RNA, 2659 nt
Organism: Eurypyga helias (sunbittern)
Lineage: Eukaryota; Metazoa; Chordata; Aves; Eurypygiformes; Eurypygidae
Product: protein RRP5 homolog
Exons: 17
Biological process (GO): rRNA processing
Cellular component (GO): small-subunit processome; nucleolus
Molecular function (GO): RNA binding
Source: RefSeq, a predicted model, not a curated record
AUGGCAUCCACAGAAGAAAACUUUCCUCGAGGGGGUAUCCAGAAAAAACCCACAGAGGGAAAAACACCCAACUCAAAGUUAGAGCGGGACAAUUUGUUUGAUGUUCACCAUGAAGAACAAUCCCAGAAAAGAAAAAGGAGCCAGAGGGAUCAAGGAAAGCAGAAAAAAUUCAAGGCAGACAAAAAACCUGCUGCUAAAGACAGCAUUGUGAAUAUUGAACCACUCACAAUUGAGGCACUCUGUGAGGGGAUGCUGCUCCUUGGUUGUAUAAAAGAGGUCAGUGACUACGAGCUAGUUAUCAGCUUGCCCAAUGGACUUUCAGGAUUUGUGCCAGUCACGCAGAUCAGCGAUGCCUACAGCAAAAUGCUGAGCCAGCAGGUGGCCCAAGGAGAACUCCUGGAGGACUUGAAUUCGCUCUCGGACAUGUAUUCUCCAGGGACACUGGUCAGGUGCAUUGUUACCAGUGUUGAGAAAAAUGCAGACGGACGUCGGAGCAUCAAAUUAUCGAUCGACCCCAGGAAAGUCAAUAAGGGUCUGAAUGCUUUGGCACUGGCAUCAGGCAUGUUGCUCUCUGGCAUUGUGUCUAGUGUGGAAGACCAUGGCUACCUCGUUGAUAUUGGUGUCAGCGGGACUCACGCUUUCCUGCCUCGUCAGAAAGCCCAAAAUUACAUCAAAGUGGUCAAGAAGGGGUCUGACUUGAAAAUAGGCCAGAACCUGAACUGUCUCAUUGUGGAGGUAAAGAACAAGGGAAGAGUGGUCCAUUUGUCGAUUGAGCGAUCAGAGGUUGCUGCAUCCCUUGCCACAGAGCGACAGAACUGGACGCUCAGUAACUUACUGCCAGGGCUGGUGGUGAAAGCUCGAGUGCAAAAGGUAGCCCCACUGGGGAUCAAACUGAGCUUUCUGUCUUCCUUCACUGGCAUUGUGGAUUUCAUGCACAUGGACCAAGAGAAAUCCAUGAACUAUUCUCCAGAUCAAGUGAUGAAAGCUUGCAUCCUCUCUGUCCACCCCACCUCCAAGGUGGUGCGGCUUACCCUACGGCAGGCCUUCCUCCACCCUGGGGGAUCUCCAAACCAGCUCUCCAGUGAUCGCAUGGGGGCAGUGGUGGAGGAGUCGACAGUGAAAGCUUUCUACAAGCAGUUUGGUGCCAUCUUCGAGCUUAAUGAUGGCACUCUUGCCUUUGCACGGUUGAAACAUCUUUCAAAAAACAGAAAAUCCUUCAAACCUGGGAUGUUUAAGUCAGGAUGCAAACAUAAAUGUCGGAUCAUUGACUACAGCCUAAUGGAUGAGAUGUGUAUUGUAUCUCUGAAGCAUCAGGUUAUUGAAGCACGGUUUCUGCAAUACCAAGAUAUCCACGCAGGGGAUGUGGUGCAGGGCAAAGUGUUUGCUCUGAAACCCAUUGGGAUGCAGGUGAAAGUGGCUGAUGGGAUUAAAGGGCUCGUGCCAUCCAUGCAUCUUGCUGAUGUGAUCCUGAAGCAGCCUGAGAAGAAGUACAGCAUAGGAGAUGAAGUCAAGUGUCGGGUGCUAGAGUGCAAUCCUGCAGGAAAGAAGCUGAUCCUUACUGUAAAGAAAAGCCUUAUCCAAUCAAAGCUUCCAGUCCUCUGCAGUUACGAAGAUGCAAAACCAGGUCUGAUCACACACGGCUUUGUGGUGUGUGCGAGGGAGUUUGGCUGCAUUGUGAAGUUCUACAAUGAUGUCAAAGGUCUGGUACCCAAGAAUGAGCUGAGCUCAGAACCUAUAUCUUGUCCAGAUAAAGUCUUCUUUGAAGGCCAGGUAAUUAAUGUACCUAUGCAAUGCCUUGUUGUUAAAGUGGAAAGACUCUUGUUGUCCUUCAGGUUAUCAAGAAAGUCUGCCCCAGAGGACAAAAAGGAAGGUACUCCAAAAAAGAAGCAGGAAGUGAAAUAUCAAAUAGGAGAGAUGGUUGAUGUGAAAGUCUUGAGGAAGAAAGAUAAUGGACUAGAGGUUUCUAUCCUAGAAGAUGAAAGCAGUGUGACAGCCUGGAUUCCCACAGUGCACCUUUCUGACUUUGUUACCAACUGCAAGCUCCUGUGGCAUUAUCUUCAAGAGGGAGAUGUCCUACCCAGAGUUAUGUGCCUGAGUGCCAAGGGAGAGCGGAUCAUCUUGAGCAGAAAGUCUGCAGUGAUUUCUGCUGUACAGGAGGAGCUAGUUGUGAGAAGUUUCUCUGACAUCCAGCCUGGAAUGUUGUUGACUGGUUACGUGAGGAAUGUGAUGCCUUUUGGAGUGUUUGUGGAGUUCCCUUUUGGUGUGACAGGACUGGCGCCCAAAGUGAGCAUGUGUGACAAGUUUGUGACGGACACCAAGGACCACUUUGUGGUGGGACAGACGGUGAUCGCAAAGGUGAUGAGCAUUGAUGAGGAGAAGCAGCGCGUGCUCCUCAAUUUGAAGGUGUCAGAGUGCAGCUCAGGGGAUUCUGCUGCGGAGAGCUUUGCUCUGCUGAAUCAAUAUUUCAAGGAGAUGAAAGAAAUCAGAAACCUGUUGAGAAGUCAAGGGGAGUCCAGCAUGGCCCAAGAGCUUUGUGAACUGGUGCCUGGGAAGGAGGUGCAGUUGGUUGUGCAGGAUGUGAAGGAGGAUGGCUCAGCACUGUUCAGCGGCAGCUGUGUCACAGGCCUCACUGUGACGGCCACUCGCUACCAUCUGGGAG